Mollisia scopiformis is the source of this 2248-nucleotide messenger RNA. RefSeq names its product PARP-domain-containing protein. Gene Ontology annotation, molecular function: NAD+ poly-ADP-ribosyltransferase activity. The transcript has 4 exons. The record is from RefSeq and is a predicted model, not a curated record. NCBI's taxonomy places the organism in Eukaryota, Fungi, Ascomycota, Leotiomycetes, Helotiales, Mollisiaceae. Bases 1 to 2103 code for a protein of 700 amino acids.
AUGGCAUCCUUGCAGGGAUGUGUCAUUGCGCUAAGCGGAACCUUCUCCGGACGCACUCAGCAAGAACUCGAGGAAGAAUACAUCAAACCUCUCGGCGCCACCCUUUCCAAGACUGUCACCAAAUCUAUCACUCACCUAAUUGCGACGGAAGCCGAUUUCUCGAAGCCUUCUCUGAAAGUAAAGCAAGCUUGGUCACAUGACGUGCCCAUCGUAAAGUUGUCCUGGUUAGAAGAUUGCUUAGAGCAAGGCACCAGGUUGAUUGAGGCUUCUUACGAGUUUAAUUCUUCGAGUACGCCACUUGCGCAAUCAUCUGUCAAUACCAAUGUUGCCCCUCGAAAGAGAGCGGUCAUCACGAUCGAUGACAGCGAUGAUGAUCAACCGACUGUGCCCAUGAAGAGAAAGAAAGCUACACCUGCUAAUGCCAGUUCUAUCCAACCUCAGCCUGCUUCUCAGUUGCCAGCAAUUGUUGCAUCCAGAGUCUCGGGUUUCAUCGCAGAGUCCAAAACCAAAUCAGAUCUCACCAAAGGCCCGACGAACGUUGCCAAGGUAGCAUCUGUCGUCAACAUCCCUCUCGAUGAGACUUGUCCUCUUGCCCAGUACGCCGUCUAUAUAGAUGGUGAUGGAAUGAUCUAUGACGCAUCCUUGAACCAAACUAAUGCAGGUAAUAACAAUAACAAGUUCUACCGCAUUCAGCUUCUCCGCAAUGGAAGCGGUGACCACAAGACAUGGACCCGAUGGGGGAGAGUUGGUGAACGUGGACAGAAUAAGGUCCUAGGAGACGGUUCUCUACAUGAUGCCAUCCGUCACUUCGAACACAAGUUCAAGGACAAGAGCGGUCUUGCUUGGGCAGAUCGCACAGCCAAACCCAAAUCUGGAAAAUAUACUUUCGUCGAGAGAAGCUAUGCGGAAGAUUCGGAGGAUGAUGAUGCUCCCAGGGUGGUCAAGGCUGGAGAGAAGUUAGAACCCAUUGAGUCGAAAUUGCACCCUGCCGUCCAGAGCUUGAUGGCGCUCAUAUUCAACCAAGAAUACUUUGCAGCUACCAUGAUCGAGUUGAAUUAUGAUGUGGACAAGCUACCCCUCGGAAAGUUAAGCAAGCUCACGAUUACUCGAGGAUACCAGGCUUUGAAGGAUUUAUCAGCUCUUUUCGAUGAUCCUGCAUUGGCACAGACCCAGUAUGGUACGACGUUCCAAGAUGCAGCUGAAGAGUUGUCGAAUGCUUUCUUCUCUCUGAUCCCUCAUGCAUUCGGUCGUAAUCGACCACCGAUCAUCAACAACCUUCAAAUGCUCAAGAGAGAAAUUGACAUGCUCGAUAGUCUUAGUGAUAUGAAGGAGACUGCAAGCAUCAUGAAGAAGGACACGAAAUCUGUCGAUCAAAUGAAUGCUCUCGACCAACAGUUCAAGGGCUUGAAUCUGUCUGAGAUGACACCACUGAAGAAAAAUAGCACCGAGUUCCUCGAGCUUGGAAACUACUUUGUCGAUACUCGUGGUCAGACGCACAAGUUGACCUAUCAAGUUGACCAAAUAUUCCGCAUCGAACGUCAAGGAGAGACCGAUCGUUUUAAAGCAGGCCCAUUCUCGGGUCCACCUCGCGAUCGCCGCUUACUUUGGCACGGUUCCCGCUGCACCAACUUUGGCGGAAUUCUUUCACAGGGUUUGCGCAUUGCCCCACCGGAGGCACCAGUCACGGGAUAUAUGUUUGGCAAAGGCAUAUAUUUGGCAGAUAUGAGUUCCAAGUCGGCCAAUUAUUGUGUCCCGCAAAUCUCCAACGGCCAUGCUUUGCUCCUUCUCUGCGAGGUAGAGCUUGGCAAGCCAAUACAAAUGCUCACGGAUGCUUCGUAUACUGCGGGCGAGGAUGCUAAGGCAAAUGGGAUGUCGUCAACGUGGGGCAUGGGAAUUACAGGACCAAGUCUCUGGAAGGAUGCCGAAAUUCUGCACCCAACUUUGAAAGGUGUCAAGAUGCCUGAUACCCGAUUGAAGCCAGGUUCAACCAACGUCAUGAAUGCCUACCUUCAAUACAAUGAGUAUAUUGCAUAUGACAUUGCUCAAGUCCGUCUACGAUACCUGUUUCGCGUUCGAAUGAUUCCCGAUUACGAUUCCGAUUGAACACUUACCAUGUGGUUCACAAAGUCUGAAGGGCUUGAUAGGAAUCUUGGACUUUGAUUCAUGAUUUGCUUUGCUUGCUGGAUGGCGAAAGUUGUAUGAACAUUAUUGCUGGAUCAAUAUUCUUGUCAACUGCGGGCGAUCGGUG